CCAAGUGUGGCGGAUAAUAGCAAGAGCUCAUUCGAGUUCGAGCAUUGUCAGUGGAACAGUAGGAUGAAAAGAUGCUGCCUUCAAUCAUUGUCUGAGCAAACAUGGCAGUGGCUGGGGGCAAGAGUAAGUCACUUCAAGAAGAUUUUCCUCCUUCAUUUUCAGUUUUCCUACUACUGACAAAAUCCUCCCACCACAUCAACUGUCCUCUUCACAUCCUUCCCCGUGUCCAGUACCUGCCACUUCAGUUAUCUGCAUCUCCAGUCAUGGCUUUGACGGUCCAGCAUGACUCAAAUUUCCCUGAUCAAUCAUAUCGUCAGGGUCUCAAGGAAGCAUUCGUCAAAGACUGCAUCAUCGAAGCGGCCGUUGAACACCUCUUCAUCGAACUCUACAAGAAUGACCUCCUUGGCCUCUUCGUACGUGCGUUCAAGCCAGAAGUCGUCAAGACAAAGCAUAGUGCUGGUUUCAACCAGACUGUGCAUUUCAGCUGGGAUUACGGUCUAUGUCCUCCGCCAGAUGCUCCCCUCGACCCUCUGCAGCCGUUCCUCAAGGGCUUCGUGCAGAACCUUACAAGUUAUGAUCCUGAGACGGGCAUUGGUCGGGCUCCUGUCGAGCAGUCUCGAGAUGUACGGGAAGUUGUUGAAGAGUAUAUCGAAGCCAUACUGCAAUAUGCCCGUCUAAUGUUGGAUUCAAUCGGAGAAAAAUCCGAUUCGGACGAGGAGGAAGAUGACCAGGAGGAGGGAUCACAGGUCGAUGGCGACACCGGAAAAGCGACAGACACUAACUGCACCGUUCAAUCGGAUACAAUCGAAGACGCUUCGAUUGGUACAACGGAUGAGAGUGAUGAAGUUACCACCACGCCAGAAAGCCCUGGCACCUUCGGCGAUAUCAUCAAGUGGUCUUUCCACAGUCCAGACCGGCGCUUUGCGGAUUUUGGAACACAAAUCGUUGUGGAACGGUUGAAAGAGGUGAUAGGCGGGGCCGAGGCUAACGCAGCUUUCUGCUGUGGAGGCUGCAUACCCAUUGUCAUAGCAGACGGUACAGGCAACACUUCGGUCAACAAUAGCCCGCCUGUUAUUGUACGCUUCGACACGGCCACUGGGGGAACGCACAAAGUAACCUUCAGUGGCAAUGCAGGUCCGGCUCUGUUUGGUGUCAACUACCUCGUGCAGCAAUGCCAGCCAGCCACAUUCGGCGUUGGCAGCAGAGAAGUGCACAACCAAGAAUUCAGAAAUGCGGUGAAACUGGAUGCCACACAGUUCAGUACAAACCUUGACCCAUACAAUCUCGGCAUCCUGGACAGUGUGUCAAAGACGUUGUUGCCCCUAGACGGCACUGCUGAUGCUUGCGUUCGGCCAUCCAACAAGCUUCGAGCCGAGCUCCGCAACUUGAAUGUCUACACUGGGCCCAGCGGCAAGUUCAAGUCACACGUUGACACUCCAAAGACUCCAAACCAAGUGGGCACUCUUGUCAUCUGCCUCCCUUCCAAGCACGAAGGUGGAAAUCUGAUCGUUCGUCAUCAGGACAGGAAUGUCACCUUCACCUGGGAAGAUUCGAUGUCCAUUGAAUGGGCGGCAUUCUACAGUCAUCUGGAGCACGAGGUUGAAGAAGUCAAAAGCGGCCAUCGAGUCACGCUGACCUACAGUCUAUUCUGGCGUGAAUCUCUCCAGUCAACUGAAUCCUUGCCGUCACCAGCCACCGUCGCCUCGCUACCCCUUUACGGUGAACUCCGGAAAAUAAUGAGUCUCGGGAGUUUUCUGCCCAAGGGCGGCACACUCGGUCUCUACUGUACGCACUCUUAUAUUCACAACAGAAAGUCGAAGGAGGUUGACAUGCCCCGAUCUCUUAAGGGUGUGGAUAUGGCGUUCUUCAUGGCUUGUCAGGAGCUUGGACUGAACAUUUACACUCGCCCUGUCCGAGAUCCCAAGGAGAUGGAAUGGUACGAUGAAUACAUGUGCAACAGUGAUUCCGAGGUUGCUUCCGAUGAUGCGCUCACGGGUGACGAAGAAGGCUACUAUGACCAGCGUCGUCUCUUACACGACGAGAAUAGUCCUUCAGUGUCGGACGAGGUUGUCUUGAAGUACGACUAUGAUGGAGGCGACUGGAAGACUAAGAGCAAAGCCACAUGCUUCCACGACAGACUCAAACGCAUCAAGCGGGAAAGAACCCUUUUGCGUGUGAAUGGUAAUGCGAAAGACAAGAAGGUCGCUAUAGCCAGGUCAGCUACAUCCUUCAACCCGACCGAGUUCAACUAUGAUAUCAUGUAUGAUGGUGACGCGGAGCGCUUUGACAGCAUGUGGGAUCACGAGUAUGGCGUUGUCUGGCUGAACCGACCAAAGCACAAAGAGCCCCACAGAACCUAUCUGUCAUACGCCAGCAACGAGCCGAACGUGGAUUGCGAGUAUUCGUAUGCUGCUAUAUUUGUCGACAUUCCGGAAUGGACGAAGCGUGGCAAGUCAAAUUCUGGUGCAACCUGAGCAAUGUGACCGAUUGAUUGCAGGAGCAGUAUUUCGAUGUCAUUUUCAUCGGUUGCAACAUGGUUGCCAAAGGACGGACGUCGAUAGGUCGAGUCUGAUUCCAUUUGGGACAGAGUGCUUUGAUGAUGAAACUUAACGUGAUCGGGAUGGAGCAAAAAUUCAAGUCGUUCAAGGCGGUGAUGUGGCAUUUAUGAGAUUGUUGUAUGGGAAAGAAGCAGGGGCUCUUUGCGCUUUAGGCCAUCUGAGCACUACAAACCCCAUGUAUUGUUGAGAGCUGUGGUGGGUUGCCGAAUUGUUCUGAUAUGUCGAAUACUAUUCCACGAGUGGUCGGAGCGGACUCCUGGAUGCUGUGCUUAGCAAGAUGAUCAAAGGGUGUUUUUCUCGAAUUUGCUCGUGAUUGUUGUAUCUGUUGACCUAUGGUCGCCUUUCAAACAGCAAUCGCGGACCG
Exophiala xenobiotica is the source of this 2922-nucleotide messenger RNA. RefSeq lists its product as uncharacterized. The coding region runs from base 102 to 2474 and encodes 790 amino acids. The record is from RefSeq and is a predicted model, not a curated record. The transcript is spliced from 4 exons. Lineage: Eukaryota; Fungi; Ascomycota; Eurotiomycetes; Chaetothyriales; Herpotrichiellaceae.